AUGGAUGAGCACGGUCUGGUUGUGGAUAGUGAGGACGCUGUUCGUGGGCACCGUAACCCAAUUGUCGCGCUCGAAAGUCAGCGGCUCGCUGGCCACCAGCACAAUGUCCGAGCCGCGGUCUCUGCGCUCCAUCUUGUACUCGCCGCUGCCGACUUGCGGCUUGCUGUUCGCCGGCUCGGUGCCUGGCUGUUUCGUCCAGCUGGUUCCAGAGCUGAAGAACAAGCUCGCCGCGUCGUCUGUCCUGCUGCUAACAUAGCGCGUGCACACGACGCUCUUGCCGUCCGUAACAGCGAAGUUAAGCAAGCUCCGCAUAUCGCCCUGCGCGCGAGUUUCCUCUGGGAUCUCAGCGAUGAAGCCAUUGAUCCUCUCGAUCGUCUUGAGCAUAGCCUUACGCAGCACCGUGUGUCCGAAUCCGUCUCUCUGCUUCACCUCAUCGUCCGGGUCUGCACCAAGCCGCUCCAAGCAGUCGAGGAAGAGCGCAAACGCCCACUCACUGUCGGUGCUGCCUCCCACGCCCUCGAACCAGCGAUCGCCCACGCUCGACACCAGCCUCCUCUUGACGCCCAUCUUCCAGCCGCCGACGCCGCCAUUGUGCAUCCACAUGAGCGCCCCGCGCGAGAAAGGGUGGCAGUUGGCGUCGGAGAGGGCGCCUUCGGUGCUGGCGCGGACGUGGGCGAAGACCAGCGGGCUGACGGUCUUGCUGGCCAGACGCUCGAGGUUGCGGCAGUUCCAGGCGGGGAUGGUCGAGGUGAAGAUGCACGGCUCCGGGCCCAGGUCUAUCUCGUUCUGCUUGGCGGUGGAGGAGUCUUCGUGGGAAUGGCGGAAGCUGCACGAGACUUCAUGGGAGCCUCCCGCGCUGCUGGGUGGCAGCAAGAAGGAGAACGUGUACGAUGUCAUCAAGCACAAGAAGAAGAAGCUGAGGGUGGCUGCCGUUUUGGACCAGCGUGCAAACAGUGUGGCGGAUUUGGCUGCUGUUUUGGCGGCCCAGGAGGCCUUGGGCGCAAAGACGCAACAGAGCAAGAACGAGGAGGCGACAAGUCGGCGAGCAUAUCAGAGGGGGAACAGGGCGGUCUCAAAAAGAUUGACCAGGAGAUCCAGCAACUGCAAAAGCAACACGCGGCGUCUUCCAAUGCCGACGAGCCAGCUGAGAUGUCCAAAACACAGUUGAGGAAGCAAGUGAAUGUGCUGAAAGCGCGAAAGGACAAGAUGGACUGGUCUAUGGAUCAAGUGAAGCGCGCGAAGGAGGAAUUGAAGGAGGGAUCAAAGGAGAGCAAUGUCGAGCUUUCGCCCGAGCAGCAGGACGCCCGCCUCCGCGAGAUGCUUCCCGAUUAUCCUAUGCCGAGAACGCUACCCAAGCGCGGACCAUUGCGCGCACGUCUGGAGCGUGGAAAGGCCCCUGUCUUUAGCACAGAAGGCAUUGUCAUCAAGUGGGCCAACCACUUGGACGCUGAAUACGCCGAAUCCUGGCCUGAGACGAUCGACCAUCAGCCCAUGGGCUUCGCCCGCAACCGUGCACCCAAUGCGGACCAAGAGCCCAUCAUGGAUGUUGCUAGCUCCAGGAACAGCAGAACUCAGGCCUAUAAGGCGAGCAGGGGAUUGAUGCAGGCCUUCGCCGAGGAGACGUCCGAGGUACCUCAAGGGGAGAUAUCCGAGGAGACUCAAGGGGUGAUAAGCGACAGCCAGGGCUUCAACAUGGCCAGAGGCGAGAUCGUGAAUGCGGUCAAAGAGGCUGUUGCCGCACGGGCUGCCAAACUGGCGGCGGGCGGUGCUGUGAAGUCAGGCAAGAGUGCGCCUGUCCCUGCGCCUGCGCCUGCUGAGCAGCCAGGCUCGCAAUACACAGCGUGUUGUACAAUUCUUUCUAUCUCAAUCUCAGGCUCUCGAGAGUUGGUCAGCUGUUUUAAAGUGUCAGUCGACAACAUGCCUCUUAAACUGGAUAAUAAUGAUGCUUCGCGCGUCUUUGACGCGUCCGCCCGUCUGAAAGAACCACACGCCACUCCAAACCAACCACGACAAAACAUCAGGCCGAUAUCAAAACCACUACACAUCAAACCAAGACUUCCAACACAAACACAACAGAAGAAAACAAAGCAAUCAUCAAUUCUCCCACAAGACCGUCCGCAUCCUAGGCAAAGUGCGCCAGCUCCGUGGCGAGCAAGCGACAAUCGACGCCGGAGGGCAGGUCAGCGUUUUCCUGAACCGCAAAGUCACAUCAACAGAUGUGAUGGUCGCCUCGGGUUAUUACACUUUGUGCUAACUUCACGUCAUCCAUCAACAGGACUCACACCUCCAACUCAACCACGCGGUAGAAAUCAUCGGCAAAGUGCAAAACGACCUGAGCGUGCGGAUUUCAACGCCGUCGAAGCACUGGUUGACAAGUCAUCAUCAGUCAGGGCAGGAACUGGAAGUUCUGUCACGCUGAAAAUGGAACAUGAAGGCAUAAGGCACCAUCGGCAUUGGACCAAGUCCAUCCAUCCAUCUGUCGUUGUGAGGGAUGAGGGCUGUGAAUGUGAUAGCCGCAUGCUCAACGAAGAAAAGCAGACUCCAAGGAGUACAUGA
Scutellospora calospora is the source of this 2556-nucleotide messenger RNA. The record is from the annotation of a GenBank genome assembly. NCBI's taxonomy places the organism in Eukaryota, Fungi, Glomeromycota, Glomeromycetes, Diversisporales, Gigasporaceae.